Molecule: messenger RNA, 6669 nt
Organism: Cottoperca gobio
Lineage: Eukaryota; Metazoa; Chordata; Actinopteri; Perciformes; Bovichtidae
Gene: apba1a
Product: amyloid beta (A4) precursor protein-binding, family A, member 1a
Exons: 14
Coding region: 299-3208 (969 amino acids)
Biological process (GO): chemical synaptic transmission
Cellular component (GO): plasma membrane; cytoplasm; dendritic spine
Molecular function (GO): amyloid-beta binding; protein binding
Source: RefSeq, a predicted model, not a curated record
CACACACACACACACACACACACACUCACACACACACACAUACACAGCAGCCGCUACAGGGAAGAUGGAGGAUGGUGUGGCGGUGGCGGAGCGGACCUCCAGCCUGCAGCAACAUCGCUGCUGAACGCAGGUUGGACUUGUGAAGAAAAACAUCCCAGAAUCUACUGCUGUCAAUGUACACCUGAUAACAUAAGGCUCUUCCCAGCAUCCUUUGCCUUGACCUCAUAGACGUGCCUGCUGAUGACGGACUCCUAAAACCUUUUACUGACACACUUCAACCAACCAGAACCACUCAGCCAUGAACCCCCAGGAGACAGAGCUUGGCCAGGAGGUUAUGGAGGAGACCAAUGCCCCUCUUCGCCAUCGCCACAACAACCACAACAGCCGGUCCCGUAACCACAGCAACCAGGAAAAGCGCUACAGACGCGUUGAAGCUCCUGCUGGAGGAAGUUCUGGGAGCAGAGCGAGGGUGCCACAGCAGAGCAGGCCACAGGAGGAGCAAGACAUGGAGCUGCAACAUGGAGCUCAGUCUCCUCAGCCCCAGCAGCCUCAGCAGCCUCAGCAGCCCCAGCAGCCCCAGCCCAUUCCCCGACCCGCAGUGACACGCUAUCGCCGACAGGGGGACAGCGAUGCCCGGAUCAGAGCCCAGCAGCAGAGGCACAGACAGAGGCAGCAGAGAGAGGCUGAGAGAGCACAACAACAGGAGAAGCAGCACCGCGCAGAGAUGACCCAGGAAGAUGAACGAGAGAGGGACGAUUCAGUGCUUGCCCGCUCAGCAAGCACAGAGAGCGGGUUCCACACCCAUACGGACCGGGCUGAGGGGGACGAUGGUCUGGUGAUGAUGUCUCUGGAGCCUGAGGGGCAGCCACAGGCAGAGGACGAUGCGGGGAACUACGACGUCCAGCUACGGCCAGAGGCAGAGGGAUACUCUGAGAGUGCCGAGGCUGAACAGCAACAUCUCCAUCCAGAUCCUAACUAUCCUCCUCAGCCCCCGCCAUUGCCAUGUGAACCCAUGCCUGAUAUCCAAAGCCCCCAGAUACAGGAUGAAGCAGAGGAGAUGCUGAAUGCUGGCUACUCCAACUACGUCUGCUCUGAGCCCCUCAGCCACUCCAGUGGAAGGGCCGACGUGUUGGCCGGUCAGAGCUUGGACAGUUUAGACGCUGUUCAUGCGGACGAAGCCUAUUCCGAGCCAUAUGACAUUUACUCACUCUCUGAGCAUGUUUACGAGGAAAUCUGCGAUGCUCCCGCAUUAGUUUCAUCUGCUGCAGACGGGGCUGAAGACAUAGAGUCACUCCAACAGAGGCGGGCUGGCUUUCAGCUGUUGGAGGGUCGGGCGGGAGGAGGAGACUACCAUCAGCAGGAAGCAGUGGGCUCCCGUCUGCGCCACUACGACGAACGCUCAGAUGGCGAGUCAGACAGCCCAGAGAAGGAGGCUGAGUUUGCACCAUACCCACGCGCCGACAGUUGCGACCAGGAGGAGGACAUUGACAGCAUUGUGGCUGAGGUCAAAGAAAGCCUAAGCUCUCAGAGUCUUCAUCGUGCUAUGGAAGACACCAUAGAUGAAGAAAAUGAGUUACAGCAGGGAGAAGAAAACGCCCAAGCUGAGUCCCAAACCGACUCUGACGAAAACCACAAAGCUGCCAACCCAGGGCCAGACAUAAAAGAAGCUGCAAGUCCUUCAGAGGAGCCGGUAGCAGUGAAGAACAGUCAGGAGAAGAGGGACGCCAUCUCCCUGGCCAUCAAGGACAUAAAGGAGGCAAUAGAGGAGGUGAAGACCAGAACAGUGAGAUCUCCAUACACACCUGAUGAGCCCAAGGAGCCCAUUUGGGUAAUGAGGCAGGACCUGAGCCCCACUGCAGAGUGUGACCUACUGGCAUCGCUGGAGGGGGAUUCUCCUGGUUCAGACUCGCCCUCUCCUCCAGGAGCAGAGUCCUCCAGCAGACACCUGCUGCAGGACGACAGCUUUGAAUCCUCUCCCUCCAGUAAAGAGUCCAGGAGAAGCCUUGCAUCUUUCCCCACUUAUGUAGAAGUCCCAGGCCCAUGUGACCCAGAGGACCUGAUUGAUGGGAUCAUCUUUGCAGCCAACUACCUGGGCUCCACCCAGCUGCUGUCGGAUAAGACACCGUCCAAGAACAUCCGCAUGAUGCAGGCACAGGAGGCCGUCAGCCGCAUCAAGACGGCCCAGAAAUUAGCCCAGAACAGAAAGAAGGCCCCUGAGGGAGAGCCUCAGCCCAUGACAGAGGUGGAUCUCUUCAUCUCCACCCAGAGAAUCAAAGUGCUCAACGCGGACUCCCAGGAGACCAUGAUGGACCACCCUUUGCGGACCAUCUCCUACAUUGCUGACAUUGGCAACAUUGUGGUUCUGAUGGCCCGGCGCAGGAUGCCUCGACCCGACUCUCAGGAGAACUUGGAGGCCUCAGAUCCAGGUCAAGACAGCAAGCGGCAGUACAAGAUGAUAUGCCACGUGUUUGAGUCUGAGGAUGCCCAGUUGAUUGCCCAAUCCAUCGGGCAGGCCUUCAGUGUGGCUUACCAGGAAUUCUUACGGGCCAACGGCAUUAACCCCGAGGACCUGAGCCAGAAGGAGUACAGUGACCUGCUCAACACUCAGGACAUGUACAAUGAUGACCUCAUCCACUUCUCCAAGUCUGAGAACUGCAAAGACGUGUUCAUAGAGAAAGCUAAGGGGGAGAUUCUGGGUUUGGUCAUAGUGGAGAGUGGCUGGGGCUCCAUCCUGCCCACUGUCAUCAUUGCCAACAUGAUGCAUGCUGGGCCGGCUGAGAAGUCUGGCAGACUGAACAUAGGAGACCAGAUCAUGUCCAUUAAUGGGACUAGUCUGGUGGGACUGCCACUGUCCACCUGCCAGAGCAUCAUCAAGGGUCUGAAGAACCAGUCUGGGAUCAAGCUAAACAUUGUCAGAUGUCCCCCAGUGACCACUGUACUCAUCAGACGGCCAGACCUCCGCUACCAGCUGGGCUUCAGCGUCCAGAAUGGAAUUAUCUGUAGCCUUAUGCGUGGUGGCAUCGCUGAGCGGGGCGGGGUCAGAGUGGGUCACCGCAUCAUCGAGAUCAACAGCCAGAGCGUGGUGGCCACGCCCCAUGAAAGAAUAGUCCACAUUCUGUCCAAUGCUGUGGGAGAAAUCCACAUGAAGACGAUGCCUGCAGCCAUGUACCGCCUGCUGACCGCCCAGGAGCAGCCUGUUUACAUUUAACAAGACAAAGCCCUGACCUCACACACCCUUUAAACUCCCGUCUGCCCAGCGCUCAUCCUGUCCCCUUCUAGUCACAGCUGAUGGACUAUAGUAAGUUGUUAGUAGGGUGGUCUGUUGCUCAGCCUCGUCUUCAAGUGACAACAACAUAGAAACCCAUAUUAUCCCUCUGUUGUCACUAAAAGAUUUGUUUUCUUACUUUUGGCUAAAUGUACAAUUGGUGAAAGAUGUUUACACAUGAUGCAUUUUCUGCGCCUAGUAGUGCCCCAGAAUCCUAAAAUGUUCUUCCUGGUUCACAGUUGAUGUUUUAAACUCAACACGUUUCACAACUUUCAAACUUGGGAGCUCUAUAACAAUUCCUAAGUGUAUCUUUAAUGUUCAGUUUAGGCCACUAAGACAGUUUGGUGACACAUUUGGACAUUGUUAAAUAAGAAAAAUUAGAACUUCCCAAACACUAGUAACCUUAUUUUUAAUGAUCCGCAACUGAACCCUGAUUGUGGACUCAAAGGCAACCUGCACAUGCAACCCUGACUGUACUUUCUGCCACGCUGCUAUCUCACUGGCAGAACACUGCCUGUGUCUUCAUAUAUUUCCUCCACCAAAUCAUUUAUGCAAGAUAAUGUUUUGGGUUUUUCUUUUCAGUUUUUUAUGUUGUAGCUACAUUUCAUGGGACCAAGCUGGAGUCUGCUACUGUAAUCCACUCCACAUACUGUACCCUGGUGUUCUUUGCACAACACAGAGCUCUCCUCGGAGGGAGUAUGUGAACCUUGCUGACAGAUGUGUGUGAACACACACUCCCCCUCUUCACAUUCCACAUGUUUACUUGUAGAAGAGUUGACGCUGCAGCUUCAUUUUGCACUUCACAUUUCCAACAGCAAAGCUUUCCGACUCUACUGUCGUCCCUUGUUACAGUAGUUCAUGUGUUUCUGUUCCCUUUGUUUAAUUGCUGUACCAUCUGUACAUAGCACCAGCAGUAGCUCCGUCAGCAGGUAAUAACAAACUAACUAAACUAAUACCCCUCUUCAACCAGCCUGUGCACCCAUGGCAGCGUUACACCACCUGAUGCCCUACCAUGUCCCUGUGUCAAGGUGUUUGCACGAGGCGCAGGGAUGGAAUGUGAGUCUAAAUACCCCCAGGCACAGAACUUGUAUCCCUUUAGUCCCCUUAAACUGAAACACAGAAACUCCUAAUGUAAUGUUAAAACAGUAGCUGGAAAUCAAGUCUUUUUCAUUUGGAUGCAAUAGGAAAAUGUAUUUUGUUCAUUGCUAGUUGGAUAAUGUAACCCAAAAGAAUGGAGUAGUAAGUAGAGUAGUGGAGUGGGCUCGUAUGUGGAUGCACCGUACAGCGUGGUGUACGUGUGUAUAUUGCUUAACACUGCAGGGUGUUGUGAGCUCUGCUGAGGGUAAGUGACAGUAGCUGAAAGUAACAAUCCCAAAGAUCUCCGUUUCACAGACAUUUAUUUAAAUGACAAUCUUCCAGCAAAGUAGAUCCGGAGUGAACUCAGUAAGAGAAGCAGAGCAGCGGCUUGAAUUAGUGCUGUGGAAGCAAACGGGGAAGUGUUGAGUUUGCAUUCACAGGAAAAUAAAAGGGCAGCAGAUCAGGAAACAUGGAGGCUUCUCAACAAAAUAUAAUGAAAUAUAAUUAUAAAACUAUUAAUGAAUACUCUAAUGUGAUCCUAAGAUGAUGAAUAUUUUAGAAUGUCCAGUAACAAACAAACACUACUUGAGCCCAGGAGCAGCCUUCAUCAAACCUUUAAAGUCAUAACAAGAAACAGUGUCGUGUUUCUGUUGAUACAUGUUCCAUCCAUAUAAUAAUGAAUAAUGCCAGAGAGACAUUUACCAUCAUUAUAUCACCAAAGACAUCCCCCACACACCUUUGUAUAUGUAGCAUCGUUUAAUACCCACAUUUGUGUUAGCUGAGUUUUAUUACGAGUGUAACGUGACAUUUUUACAGUUUUUAAAUGUGAUGAAUGAUAAUAAUUCAGUCAUGUUGAGAUAACUAUGGGACGAGACAGUGGAAAGGAACUAUAUUAUCAGGCUUAUUACACUAUUUUGAGUUAUGAAGGGGAUAGUUGUCACCCAAUUCAAUUUAGUUUCCACUAAAAACCUCAGACAUAGCUGGGGGGGGCACCACUGUAUGUGUUCCACUCUGUCUUCAGAUCAAGUCACUUUUCUGUUCCUGCAAUGCAAACUGUUCACGGCUUCAACUCAUCCAAAGUGCAUUGGUUUACGUCUUUAUUUUAUUAACAAACCCAACACAUGAUAAGUUUAUUCAUAUUUUUUCUUCUACAAAAUCAGCUUUAAAAAAAAACCAAUGUAUUAGUGGAAAUCAGUGUCUGCCUCUAAAAAGUCAAAUCUAAAAACAAAGGUUCUGCUGGGGAACCUGGUCCACAGGCAGAAACCUUAAUGAGCUUAAACAUGUGAACACAGCAGCAUGGACUUGUCAAAAUGUUGUGGGUAUUCUUCACUAUCUACUCAUUGAUUUUCAAUAGCAAAAGUGCUGAGACCACAUGAAGUAAGAAGGUCUGUCCUGCCGGUGCUCUUGUGGAGAAGAUAUGGGUAAACUAUGUUACAGCUGUUGAAGUGAAUGUCUUUAAUGUGCACUCUUGAAGAUGUGUGUUUACAACUAAAACAGAUACAAGCACCUUUACAACGGCUUUACUUGUACUGCAGAAGGUUCUCUACAUCAUCAUGAACCAGGAGGUCAAUUAUAAACCUUAGAAAGAUCUUAGUCUGUAGCCCACUCGCACAUCGCAGAUUGUUAAACUUGCCUUCCAUGCCACCUGAUUAACAGGUUGAUUGUCAUUGGCUAAGAAUGUUCAUGUGGCUCAGGUUCUGCACAUGUAUCAUUAUCACAUCACAUUGAGUGUCAAAUCUUUAAUAGGAAGAAAAGUGGUUCAUAUGUUAUUGCAGUCACAAACGAUGUCUCCGAGGCAUUGUGCUUCAUGUCAAACUGAUUGAAAUCAAUACGGACAGAGCUUGUAAGAUAUAGAAAAUAUCUGUAAAUGUCAUGUUGACUCAAGUAACGUUAGUUUGUGAGUGAAAAAAUAUAUUUGUUAUUUUAUUUGUAAGAUGCAAAUCAAACUUCUGAAUCCUAUUUAAUUUAUGGCUCAAAUUGUUGAUUGAAGUGUUUAGUUAAACACGACUAAUCCCAAACACUGCAGUACAGCUGUCCUUUUAAAAUGUAGCCAAUCAACGGAAUGUUUUUAUGUCUUUUGGACAGCAGCAGGUUAUUUUCCUUUUCUUUCACCAGUUUUUAAUUUGUGAGGCUGUUACAGGGGUGUAUGCAUGUACAACUAACCCAGUCUGAAUAUGCAUGGACUAAUGGUGUGCACUAAGGCUUACUGGGUUUUCUUUACAAUAUGGCAGUCAAGUCAACAAGGAUUGUUUUGUGGUCAUGAUUAAGUUAUAACUGAUGUUUAAAGUGAUAAACAACUCAUUGAAAUUAAGACCUCUACAUUCAGA